This is a messenger RNA of Uranotaenia lowii, 4071 nucleotides long. RefSeq names its product 1-acylglycerol-3-phosphate O-acyltransferase Pnpla3-like. The coding region runs from base 859 to 3069 and encodes 736 amino acids. Gene Ontology annotation, cellular component: lipid droplet; membrane; cytoplasm. Gene Ontology annotation, biological process: lipid homeostasis; triglyceride catabolic process. Gene Ontology annotation, molecular function: triacylglycerol lipase activity. The transcript has 9 exons. Lineage: Eukaryota; Metazoa; Arthropoda; Insecta; Diptera; Culicidae. The record is from RefSeq and is a predicted model, not a curated record.
CUUCCAGUUCUGUUCCAGCUUUCGACUUUCGGUGACCAUUCGUUGUUCGGUUUGCGGAUUGCUAAAUAAGACUAAAUAAGUGAGACUUCCUAAUCGGUUGUUGUCUCAGUGUUUCUAUAUACAACCUUCAACGCGUUAUUUGCAAAUUUUAAUGACGUUUUAAGUGAAGUGACUUUGUUUAGAACUGAAGGGCGGCACUUUCACGGACAAAUCCCAUUUCAAGGUUUUGUUUUGUUCAUCUUUCCUUUUCGGGAAGACGAAUCACCAAGCAAAAAUUGAUUCGUUCGAUUGAAGCCGUGUAAUCAUGUAAACAAUUCUGGAAGCCAUCAGCAUCACCUCCGACGUCAGAUUCGUACGAUCUUAAAAAGUGUGGACUCGUAAGAGAGAAAGAAAAAAGAAGAAGCAGUGAAUCGUAUCUGGGAACGGACCCAUAAAAGUGGAAAGUUGGAAAAAAUUGAAAGAUUGUGUUCAAAGUUCGACGACGUUUUAGGUAGAAGGAAGUAAAAAAUCAGUACAACAAACAGUUAAAGGUUUUGUUUUGUUGGGGGUGAAUCAGAAUUCUUAUUUCUUCAGUGUCAAGUGCAAGUGUGCCUCUCUUCAAGUGUGUCAGCUGAGUAGAGGAAAGUCACGCUGUAGAGGAAAUUUUACGACCUUUCAACGGUUGAAAAUCGAGAUAAGAGUUGUCCCCACAUACAUACGGCAAAGUAAAGGCUUCAGCGAGAAGUGAUUGCUUGAAGAAACCUCGAUCCGGGGUUAAGCUUUAAAGGCGACCGUCAGUUUUAAGAGCUUCAGUGCAGGGAAAAGGUUCAAUUAGUGACUUUCGGGAGCUAAACCGAAUCGGGCAGUUUGGGUACAUUUAUGGCCGCAAAGAUGAAUCUUUCGUUCGCCGGAUGUGGCUUCCUGGGAAUCUAUCAUGUCGGGGUGGCCGUUGCCUUUAAGAAGUAUGCUCCCCAUUUGCUGCUGCAUCGGAUUAGUGGAGCUUCGGCUGGGGCUUUGGCGGCAUGUUGUUUGCUGUGCGAUAUGCCUCUAGGUGAAAUGACAUCGGAUUUCUUUCGGGUCGUUAACGAAGCCAGAAGCCAUUCGUUGGGACCGUUCAGUCCUCGGUUCAACAUCCAAACCUGUCUGCUGGAGGGACUACAGAAGUUCCUGCCACCGGAUGCACACGAGCGCGUUAACGGAAAGCUGCACAUCUCCCUGACCCGGGUGUACGACGGGAAGAAUGUGAUCGUGUCACAGUUUAAUAGCCGUGAAGAUUUGCUGCAGGCGCUGCUGUGUGCAUGCUUCAUUCCGGUAUUCUCCGGCAUUCUGCCGCCCCGUUUUCACGGGGUGCGCUACAUGGACGGUGCCUUCUCGGAUAACUUACCAACGUUGGACGAAAACACGGUUACCGUUAGCCCCUUCUGUGGCGAAUCGGACAUCUGUCCCCGGGACAACAGUUCCCAGAUGUUCCACGUCAACUGGGCCAACACCAGUAUCGAGCUCUCGAAGCAGAACAUCAAUCGCUUCGGACGGAUUUUGUUCCCACCGAAACCGGAAAUCCUGUCCUCUUUCUGUCAGCAGGGCUUCGACGAUGCGCUAAAUUUUCUGCACCGAAAUAAUCUUAUCAGUUGCACCAGAUGCCUAUCGGUGCAGUCUACUUUUUGCGUGUCCGAUCAACCCAAACAGCUACAGGAACAACUGCUGGAAGAAUACGACCCGGAAUGUAGCGAAUGUAAGGAAUGCACCAAACAUCGACAGAACGCCCUGGACGGAAGCAUGCCCGAUACGGUGCUGACAGUGUUCCAGGCGUACGUGGACCAGGCAAACAAGGGACUGCUCAAUUGGGUGUUUCGCCAUCGUGGUGCCAAACUGUUGAAGGCGCUUUCACUUCCGGCAACACUGCCAGCGGACAUCGUUUGUGCCACCUUGACCAAUGCCAACGGCACGGACGUUCAACGUCGUCAGUUCCAGUACAAAGUCCUCGGAAACAUUGUGUGUCCCUCUACUUCGAAAGCGAUCGAAGGUGGUCCGAUUAACCUGGGCUGUCAGCGAUGUUUGGCUCGGCGACAGAGAGCCUUGGCUGCUAGACAUGCUUCGACCUGUAACCAAACCGUCCGGGUUCAUCUGAACUCUCCCGGCGAUUACGAAGCGAUGGGUCCGAUUGUACGGGAACUCGAGUCCCGAUUCCAGCGACUAAUGGUAGCGACCCCCACGAUCGGCAGCCAGCUGUGGUCCGUGAGUAAGUUCGCGCUGCGAACUUUCAACACAAUCCUGGUCAAGGUGCGGCGACGGCAACAGAUUGCUGCCAACGUCCAGUGCCAGAUAGCGUACACCGAGUACUCGGCCGACGGAAGUCAGCUGGUGGCGAAGCAAACGAGACGACUCAGCCAACGAUAUGGAUCCCUGUUGGAUGUGCGGGUGGAUCAGGAGGGCGAACUGGUAGCGGUCACGACCGGAGGCAAUCACAGUUUCCACAACGAAUUGGAACCGUCCUCGGGACAGCAGGGCCGAGACCAUCCGGACGGAGUCAAUGAGGAUCACCCGGACUACGACACAUUCGACCAUAUUCUGCAGGCCACCUCGCACAACGAUGCGAUGUAUGCGUACUACUACAUGGAUGAAAACAAUAAGGUCAAGGUGACGGAAAUUUUCGACAUGACCGAUGACGAUAGCCCGGCACUACACACGACACACGAGCGGGAUCUGAAUCAGCAGCUGGACUUCGACAGCGAGUGGGAAACAACACAGCCAGAUUUCCUCUACACCGACCCGUACGGUGGAAACAAUAUGAUCGACCUGGACGAGCUGAUUGAUCCGUGCCUAUACCUGAAUAGCAGUAGCAACGGCGCCAAUAGCAACAACCAUCACCACUACCACCAGAACCAUCACUAUCAUCACCAACACCAGCAGCAACCAAUGCAGCCUCAGUGGCAGUGUUCCCAGAUUCAGAUCGAAGAGUUGCCUAGCGACGAAACGUAUCUGCAACCGGAAGCGGACCAAGCGCAGCAGGCUUUGAUUUCUGAGGCAGCCGCGCUGCUUCUGAGCAAACCUCCGGCUCACUCCUCCGAAUAUACGGUCAUGGACAUGUGAAUGAGAGAUCUAGCCGCAACCUACUGUGAUUGCCACCGAACUGAUAUUAUAUCUUAUUCCGGAAAUCGAAGAGUUACCAUUUUAACCAAAAACAAGGAGAAAAAACAAAAAAAGUGUGAACGAAUAGCGAAUGCGAGUUUGAUUGAGAUUUGUACACCCUGGUUCGAUUUUGCAUGUGAGCAUGAUCGACAAAUGACAACUAUGUGUUCUUAUACAGCAGUAGCUAUCAAACCUCACUGAAGUAGAGGUGAAACUAGCAUUCGAAGAUAGGCAGGAACCUAGAAUCAAAGCUUCCGAAGAAAGUUUUCUAUUCAACCGAUGUGCAACCUUAUUAGUGAAAGCAAGUUUUAUGUUGUUGUUUCAACGGAAUACUAUCCAUAUGACAAUUUUGUGCUCUACCUUUUUCUUAAUUUUAGCCAAGUCAACAGUUUUAUUCGUAUUUUGUUUUAGCCAACUUAAUGUGAUGAUUUUAUAUCGUAAAUAAAUAGCAUACCAGCUAUCGAAAUAGAAUAUAGAAAUCAUAUACCUACACUUCCAAACGGCUGUGCAAUAAAAGAUUUUAUCAGCAGAGCCAUGGAACUUGUAACCUGAGCCAUUAAUAGAAACAUAAAUUAAAACAGAAACCAUAUUCAGAGGCUUCACAGUUAACUAAAUAGCAGCUUUCAGUGCAUCGGAAAAGCAGGUUUGUUUUCCGAAACAUGGUGCCAGUUUUAUGCGAAACACAAAAACAUUAGUUGUAUGUAGAAUAAUCUGGAAAAAAACGGCCGAUGAUUCGAGCAGAACUCGCAUCGCUACUGUAACACUUUGUUCAACAAUGUGACAAAGUCUAAAAGGUUUUGUAUGAUUUUUUACUUUUAUGUUCCAAUAUCAAGGUUACCUACCUACUAUAUUUACAUAUGUAUGUAGCAUGAUGUAACGAACACGUGGAUAUAACUGUAGUAACUAAAGCUCUUAUAUUUUUGUCCUAUAUUUAUAUAUUUUAUUUAACAAUAAAUACUGAAA